Molecule: messenger RNA, 684 nt
Organism: Trichomonas vaginalis G3
Lineage: Eukaryota; Parabasalia; Trichomonadida; Trichomonadidae
Product: pseudouridine 5'-phosphatase protein
Exons: 1
Coding region: 1-684 (227 amino acids)
Molecular function (GO): phosphatase activity
Source: RefSeq, a predicted model, not a curated record
AUGAAGACAAUUCGUUGCGUUAUCUGCGAUGUUGAUGGACUUCUUAUUGACUCUGAAGGCAUCUUCGCAAAGGCUAUCAAGCACUACAGUGGCCAUGAGCUUACACAAGAUCUUCAUCUUGCUAUCAUGGGAACAACAGGCCCAACUUGCGGCAAAAUUUUGAUGAAAGGCUUCGGUCUCGAAGGAGAUCCAAUUGAAUGGAUGCAGAAAUUCGAUAUUGUUCUCAACGGAUUUUUGAAAGAAUCAGACCUCAUGCCAGGAGCUAGGCAAUUAGUUAAAAAAUUCCAUGAAAUGCGUGUACCAAUCGGUAUUGCUACAGGCAGCAACAGAUGCAACCUUGAAGCCAAAUGCACAAAGAAUAUGGAUCUUCUUGAUAUGCUCGAUACAUCUACAUGCGGUAAUGAAGUUACACACGGCAAACCAAACCCAGAAAUCUUCCUUACAACAAUGAAGAAACUCGGAAUUGAUGAUCCAACACAAGUUCUUGUCUUCGAAGAUGCUCCAACCGGUGUUAAGGCUGCUAUCUCAGCAGGAAUGCAAUGCAUCAUGGUUCCAGAUAAAUCCCUUCCUUAUCAGAAACUUUUAGAUGAUUACGGUGUUAAACCAACACUUAUGUUGGAUUCUCUUGAACAAUUUGAUUUCUCGAUGUACAAGUUCAUUAAUAAGGAUGGAAAUGUCGCUUAA